Molecule: messenger RNA, 600 nt
Organism: Cooperia oncophora
Lineage: Eukaryota; Metazoa; Nematoda; Chromadorea; Rhabditida; Trichostrongylidae
Source: the annotation of a GenBank genome assembly
UUGAAAGCCUUUGUAUUAUUCCAGUCCUCUACUUAUUUUUAUUCUCUUUCAAAUUUUCAUGGUUCGAUAGUAUAUAUUUACAGAAGUUCAGUAGAUGACGGCCGCUUUAUUUCUCGCCCCUACACACCAACAAAAGUCACUCGAUCCCUGUUUGAGGUACCUAUAAAGAUAGUAUCUGAUGGACGACUCUCAUUGCACAUUCGUCAUUGGAAAGUGGGAGACGAAAUUGAAUGGCGUGGCCCUUAUGGUGGAGAUGUGAUCUGGAGCAACCAUAAGGUAACCAGACUUCUUCUGGUAGCCGGUGGUGUCGGCAUUGCACCCUUCAUUCGCGUUCUUGACGAGCUGUUGAAAAAUGAAGAGACCGAAAUCAGGAUUCGGCUAGUGUACUGCGUCCGUCACGGAUCUGACAUUCUUUUCAAAGAACUGCUCUCCCAAUGGGCCCAUCACUGGAACGUGGAAAUUAUCAUUUUCGGGGCUAAUGUGGAGCUCAAAUUCAGUGAAAUUGCCAAACACCAUAUGAAAUGGAACAAGAGUAACUAUUGCGUAGACGAAAUUAUCCACAUAAUUAUGACCCUCCAAAUGGAAGCCGUUGGACAAUAA